UCCCAGUGGAGAAUCUGCAGUGUGCUGCCAGUCUGUGAACUGGAGAGACACUGAGACGACACAAACAAGUCUUCAGAACCAACUUUUAUUGCAGUAUUUUGUACAAAGACCUACUGGUGCUCUUCUUAUUUCCUCCGAGGGUCAAGUUCUUCCAAAAGAAAGUGACGAUGCUUUCCUUCUACCUCUUGACUUUUGCUGCCAGCGUCCAAGCGUAUAACCAGUUUCUGCCAGGCUCCUGCAACUUUGAAUCCAACACAUGUGGAUACACAUCAGAUGCAGAGUUUACAAGCUGGACCCUACACAAAGAUGGACGUUUUGUCGCAGUGGAUGCGGCAGCCUCAUCUGAUGACCAGAGCGAUAAGACAGCUGCGGGUGCAGACUCCGGGCAGCAGAUGCAGAUCACAGGGGUCCUUCUGAGUCCGUCUCUGGAGCAUAGUGAAUGAGCA
Molecule: messenger RNA, 446 nt
Organism: Monopterus albus (swamp eel)
Lineage: Eukaryota; Metazoa; Chordata; Actinopteri; Synbranchiformes; Synbranchidae
Product: thyroid hormone-induced protein B-like
Exons: 3
Coding region: 168-443 (91 amino acids)
Source: RefSeq, a predicted model, not a curated record